GCUUCCCGAAACAUUGGGGUUGGGGGGCACGGGGACGUCGUCACGCGGCGGCUUUGCUGCCCCCGGAACGCGCCGCAAUCGCCUCGCCGGAGCUUCGCUGGGACCGGCCGGAGUGGGACGGCGCACGCUAGCUCUUGCUAAUUGCGUCGCGUACCAAUUGCCCACCCGCGUCGCCUUGAUCAGCUCGCGGGUUUCUCCCUUCCGGGUCGCCGACGACGGGAGGCGGAGGAUCAAGAGGGAGGAAAUGGAGCAGGCGCCGGCGAAAACUUCCAGUGCGAGCAGGAAGAAGCGAACUAAGGUGAAGGCUUUCCGGACUCCGGCGGCUCAUGCAGGGAAGGGGAGCCUGGAGAAGGUGCACCACAAGUACCGGGGUGUCCGGCAGCGCCGGUGGGGCACGUGGGUUGCCGAGAUCCGCGACCCCAACGCCAGCAAGCGACAGUGGCUGGGUACCUUCGCCACCGCCGUCGAUGCUGCCAUGGCGUAUGACAGGGCCGCCGUGGCGAUCCAUGGUCCCAGCGCGCGCCUCAACCUCCCAUCUGCCUCCCCCACCGCCGCGGCAGACGGCUCCGUCUUCGGCGAGCAUGCUGUGAAGCCGGUGGCCGCCGCCGCCUCUGUCUUCGGCGAGCACGGGAUGAAGCCGGUGGGUGCCCCCGCCUCUCUCUUCGGUGAGCACGGUGUGAAACCGAUGGUCGCCGGCACCGCCACCUCUGUCUUCGAUGAGUAUGAAGUGAAGCCAAUGGUGACUGCCUCCGUCUUCGAUGAACAUGAAGUCAAGCCGAUGUCGGCGCAUGGUGGCAGUGGUGACAUGGGAAUCACUUGGCAUUGUGGUGCUUCCUGGGCUGCGCAAGAGGAAGUGUUUGCUGACUACCUGGAUUAUCCUGACAUUGCCUGGUACUUCAACAUGGAUCCUAGCACCGAGAUGUUGGCAUACUACCCCGACAGGAAGAGUGAGGAUUACCAGAUCGACGGGUUUGACGACGACGUCCUCGACUCGCCGUUGUGGGCGCUGGGUGACUGAAAUUGCAGCAGAAAGAGAACAGUUCGCUUGAUGAGAUGGGAAUUUUGACUUGGGUCACUCCGUUUUGCUCGUAGCCGUUUGGUUCGUUUUAGUUGGACAUAUUACAUGCUCCCUCAGCUUCUUUUCAUACGAUGUUCUAGUGUCGUCUUAAAGUUUAAUCAAACUUCUAGAAAAACCUACCAACUUGUACAACUCUAAGUUAAUUCUACUCGUAUUAAUUCUGCAGAUAUUAGUAUAUUGCUUUCAUAAAAUUAAUUUAAUGCUGAGAA
Messenger RNA from Brachypodium distachyon (stiff brome), 1287 nucleotides. Its product is annotated as dehydration-responsive element-binding protein 2D. The coding region runs from base 245 to 1018 and encodes 257 amino acids. Gene Ontology annotation, molecular function: DNA-binding transcription factor activity; transcription cis-regulatory region binding. Gene Ontology annotation, biological process: positive regulation of DNA-templated transcription; response to stress. Gene Ontology annotation, cellular component: nucleus. Lineage: Eukaryota; Viridiplantae; Streptophyta; Magnoliopsida; Poales; Poaceae. The record is from RefSeq and is a predicted model, not a curated record. The transcript is spliced from 2 exons.